AUGGAUAACCAAAUAAAUUGCACAGAGGCUGAGGAAGAUAUUUUCGACCUGAUAAUAAGGCAUGCUAAGGAGUUUGGGGAUGUAGUUCCGAGAGUUGCAGGAGGAUGGGUUAGAGAUAAGAUAAUGGGAAACCCUAGCUUUGAUAUGGAUAUAGCAUUGGAGAAUAUAAGUGGGUACAAAUUUGCAGCAGGACUAGUGAAGUCUGCAACAGGCCAGAAGCUCACCGAGGUCCAUGUAAUAAAGGACAACCCAGAUAAGUCUAAGCAUCUAGAAACUGCAGUUGUAAGGAUAAAUGGGUUCUGCGUCGACUUUGUGAAUCUAAGGAAUGAAACGUAUUCUGAGACAAGAAUCCCCAAUAUAAAUCCCGGAACACCGCAAGAAGAUGCUUUCCGUCGGGACCUAACCAUCAAUUCAUUAUUCUACAAUUUGUUUACUAGAAGGAUUGAAGACUAUACUGGAAGGGGCAUUGACGACAUAAAAGGAAAGAUACUAAGGACACCUUUAGACCCAAGAACAACCCUCUUUGAUGACCCUUUAAGGCUUGUGAGGAUUUUCCGGUUUCAUUCGAAGUUUGGGUUCAAGAUUGAUGAAAAGAUUGACGAGGCCCUAUUAGAUGAAAGGAUCAAAACUGCGUUGGGAAAGAAAGUUUCAAACGAAAGGAUCCAUAUAGAAAUAUUUAAGAUUCUUCACUAUCCAAGAGGGCAGUACGGGCUUCUAGAGAUAAUUAGAAGAGGAUAUGUAAACCCUAUAUUUAAGCCCCCCGUGCAAAGGGAGACUUCUUAUGAAAAGGGGAUAGUGUUUUGCGAGAUUAUAGAGAAAAUCACUAACUUGUGGGGAAGGCCAUAUAGAAGAGAGGUUCUGAAUCUCUACACCGUGCUGUGUUUUUUUAGAGGGUCAACUAUUCCAAGUCAAAAGGGCACCAUUUUCUCAAAUACAUAUAUCAUGAAGAAAUCACUUCCAUCUUCCAAAAAAUUUGUUAAGAUGAUAGAUAAGAUCGAGGAAAGCCUUGAUUUCCUGUCCAGAUGCGAUAUGAAGAGGCUAGGAAGUGAGGACUUGAUACGGAUGGUAAGGUUCAUGGGGGAGAUGUGGUAUGAGUCAUUGGUAGUAUAUUCUGCAAUUGAAUACAUGGAAGGAAGGAAGGAAAAGUAUCAGGAUGGAUUAAGGGCUGUGUACAGUAUUUCCCAGGAAGACAUUGGGGAAUGCUAUCUUUCUAAGGCCAUAGUAGACACAAGAAAACUAGCUCAAACCCUAGGAAUCCCGAAAGCAGACACAAAGUUUUAUAUUGAGGAAAGCAUUGUGUAUCAACUCCUUAGUGGGGUAAAAGCCCCUGAAGAAAUCAUUGGCCAUUUAAGAAGUAUAAAAACUGUAAGAGACACACAUCAAAAAAAGCUUUAA
This is a messenger RNA of Encephalitozoon romaleae SJ-2008, 1395 nucleotides long. RefSeq names its product tRNA nucleotidyltransferase/poly(A) polymerase. The transcript has a single exon. Gene Ontology annotation, molecular function: ATP:3'-cytidine-cytidine-tRNA adenylyltransferase activity; RNA binding. NCBI's taxonomy places the organism in Eukaryota, Fungi, Microsporidia, Unikaryonidae. The record is from RefSeq and is a predicted model, not a curated record. Gene Ontology annotation, biological process: tRNA 3'-terminal CCA addition. The coding region runs from base 1 to 1395 and encodes 464 amino acids.